Strigops habroptila (Kakapo) is the source of this 1895-nucleotide messenger RNA. RefSeq names its product U2 small nuclear RNA auxiliary factor 2 (gene U2AF2). Gene Ontology annotation, cellular component: U2AF complex; commitment complex; U2-type prespliceosome. Gene Ontology annotation, molecular function: pre-mRNA 3'-splice site binding; poly-pyrimidine tract binding. Bases 209 to 1609 code for a protein of 466 amino acids. Gene Ontology annotation, biological process: mRNA processing. Lineage: Eukaryota; Metazoa; Chordata; Aves; Psittaciformes; Psittacidae. The record is from RefSeq and is a predicted model, not a curated record. The transcript has 12 exons.
GGCGACCCGAGUUGCUCCGAGCGGCGGCCGGAAGCUGCCGAGCGCGGGGCCGGAAGGGUCCGAGCGUUGCCGAGCCGGAGGGUCGGUGCCGCCGCGGCCUGCGCGGGGUCGGAGCCGGGGCCGGGACCGCAGCCGGGGCCGAGGAGCCGGAGCCGGGAGCGGGGCCGGGAGCGGGGCCGGGAGCGGGGCCGGGGCCGCCGCCGCCGCUAUGUCGGACUUCGACGAGUUCGAGCGGCAGCUCAACGAGAACAAACAAGAGCGGGACAAGGAGAACCGGCACCGCAAGCGCAGCCACAGCCGCUCCCGCAGCCGGGACCGGAAGCGCCGCAGCCGCAGCCGGGAUCGCCGCAACCGCGACCAGCGCAGCGUGUCCCGGGACCGCCGGCGGCGCCGGUCACCCCUGAGCCUCUCGGGCCCCUUGAGCCGCUCCCCCCGGCAUGAGAAGAAGAAGAAGAUUCGCAAAUACUGGGACGUGCCCCCCCCGGGCUUCGAGCACAUCACACCCAUGCAGUACAAAGCCAUGCAAGCGGCGGGGCAGAUCCCGGCCACGGCGCUGCUGCCCACCAUGACCCCCGACGGGCUCGCCGUGACCCCCACGCCCGUGCCCGUGGUCGGCAGCCAGAUGACGCGCCAGGCCCGGCGCCUCUACGUGGGCAACAUCCCCUUCGGCAUCACCGAGGAGGCCAUGAUGGAUUUCUUCAACGCGCAGAUGCGCCUGGGGGGGCUGACGCAGGCCCCCGGGAACCCCGUCCUGGCCGUGCAGAUCAACCAGGACAAGAACUUCGCCUUCCUGGAGUUCCGCUCGGUGGAUGAGACCACGCAGGCCAUGGCUUUCGACGGGAUCAUUUUCCAAGGGCAAUCCCUGAAGAUCCGGCGGCCCCACGACUACCAACCGCUGCCCGGGAUGUCCGAGAACCCCUCGGUCUAUGUGCCGGGCGUCGUCUCCACCGUGGUCCCCGACUCCGCUCACAAGCUCUUCAUCGGGGGCCUCCCCAACUACCUGAACGACGACCAGGUGAAGGAGCUGCUGACGUCCUUCGGGCCCCUCAAAGCCUUUAACCUGGUGAAGGACAGCGCCACCGGGCUCUCCAAGGGCUACGCCUUCUGCGAGUACGUGGACAUCAACGUCACCGACCAGGCCAUCGCGGGGCUCAAUGGGAUGCAGCUGGGGGACAAGAAGCUGCUGGUGCAGCGCGCCAGCGUGGGGGCCAAGAACGCCACCCUGAGCACCAUAAACCAGACCCCGGUGACGCUGCAGGUGCCCGGGCUGCUGAGCUCGCAGGUGCAGCUCGGGGGGCACCCCACGGAGGUGCUGUGCCUCAUGAACAUGGUGCUGGCCGAGGAGCUGCUGGACGACGAGGAGUACGACGAGAUCGUGGAGGACGUGCGCGACGAGUGCGGCAAGUACGGGCUGGUCAAGUCCAUCGAGAUCCCGCGGCCCGUGGACGGCGUCGAGGUGCCAGGAUGCGGCAAGAUCUUCGUGGAGUUCACGUCGGUGUUUGACUGCCAGAAGGCGAUGCAGGGCCUCACGGGCCGCAAGUUCGCCAACCGCGUCGUGGUCACCAAGUACUGCGACCCCGACGCCUACCACCGGCGCGACUUCUGGUAGCGCCCCACAGCGCCCCACAGCGCCCCCCAUGGACCCGCUGGGGGGGGCGGGCCCCACUUUGGGGGCUCUUUGCGCUCAUUUCUGGCGGUUCCCCCCCCCCCUUCCCCGCCCUCCCCUCCCCCCAAGUGCUGGUUUCUCGUCGUAGCCCCUCCCCCCCCCCCCGCCCCCCCCCGGCGUUUCAUAUCGCGAUAAUGGGCCCCUCCCCCUCCCCCUCCCCCCCCCCCUUUGUGUCAAUGGGGGACCCGCCCCUCCCCCACCCCCCAUUAAAUGAUUUUUCCAAUUCUCC